AUGUUUGGCUACCUUUUGAGCUGGGACGAAGUCAAAUAUACUCAUCACUGCAAGGUCCCCAAAGCUGACACGAGACCACCGCACAAAAGCAACAUCCACUACCACCCAACGCCGCUGACGCCCAGCAUCCGCGCGGGGCUGCGCCGACAGUCGGGGCUGACGAUCUGGCUCACGGGGCUGAGCGCGAGCGGCAAGUCGACGAUCGCGGUGGCGCUCGAGCAGGCGCUGCUGCGCAGGCCGUACAACAAGGCGGCGUACCGGCUGGACGGCGACAACAUCCGGUUCGGGCUCAACAAGGACCUCGGCUUCUCGCCCAAGGACCGCGAGGAGAACAUCCGCCGCAUCGCCGAGGUGGCCAAGCUCUUCGCCGACUCGUGCACCGUCGCCAUCACGAGCUUCAUCAGCCCGUACCGCGGCGACCGCGACCUGGCGCGCCAGCUGCACGAGGCCGACCGCCCCGGCGGCGAGCCGGGCGUGCCGUUCGUCGAGGUCUGGGUCGACGUGCCCGUCGAGGUCGCCGAGCAGCGCGACCCCAAGGGCCUGUACAAGAAGGCCCGCGAGGGCAAGAUCCCCGAGUUUACCGGCAUCAGCGCCCCCUACGAGGAGCCGCUCAAGCCCGAGAUCCACAUCCGCUCCGACAAGACGAGCGUAGAGGACGCCGUCAAGAUCAUCGUCGCCUAUCUCGAGGAGAAGGGCUAUCUGAGUGCUCCGGCCGAAGUGGACGACGAGUCUUAA
Exophiala spinifera is the source of this 735-nucleotide messenger RNA. RefSeq names its product adenylyl-sulfate kinase. Gene Ontology annotation, biological process: sulfate assimilation. Gene Ontology annotation, molecular function: ATP binding; adenylylsulfate kinase activity. Lineage: Eukaryota; Fungi; Ascomycota; Eurotiomycetes; Chaetothyriales; Herpotrichiellaceae. Bases 1 to 735 code for a protein of 244 amino acids. The record is from RefSeq and is a predicted model, not a curated record. The transcript has 2 exons.